Messenger RNA from Mya arenaria, 1766 nucleotides. RefSeq lists its product as uncharacterized. Lineage: Eukaryota; Metazoa; Mollusca; Bivalvia; Myida; Myidae. The record is from RefSeq and is a predicted model, not a curated record. The transcript has 2 exons. The coding region runs from base 87 to 1454 and encodes 455 amino acids.
CGAACACUUAACGGAUAACCCAAAAUAGCUUCGAAGAAUAUUGCUUGAACAGUAGUUUCCCCUUAUAUACAAAAUAAGGCUUCAAUAUGGCUCUACCAAACGGUAACAUGGAGAUCGUGUUUUCAUUCGACACGACGGGAAGUAUGUCCAGCUGCCUCAAUGAAGUUCGAGGACGUAUAUCGGACAUGGCACAAAGGCUGCAGGCUGACAUCCCCGGUAUAAAGAUCGGCAUCUUCGCGCACGGCGAUUAUUGCGACAAGCAUAACUACAUUACGAAACACGUUGAUCUCACAACUGACAUUACAAAACUCAUGGAUUUCGUGCAAAAUGUGAAACCCACGGGUGGUGGCGACAGCGAUGAGUGCUAUGAGCUUGUCCUUCACGAGGUUCGCACCAAAUUGUCCUGGACGCCGGGCACACAGAGGGCACUCGUCAUGAUUGGCGACUGUAACCCCCACGAGCCAAACUAUCCACAAAACAAGCUGAAACUGGACUGGAGGAAAGAGGCAGAUGCUCUUGCUGGCAUUGGCGUUCGCAUUUACAGUGUCCAGUGCGCAAGCUACGGCGCUGACCAUUUCUACGGCGAUAUUGCUAAACGCACUGGAGGUCAGCAUUUGAAGCUCAGCGACUUCAAGAAUGUGUUCGACUUUUUGAUGACCGUUUGCUAUCGUGAGAAGAGUGACGAUCUGUUCACUUCCUAUGAGAAGGAGGUUCGCGCUCGAUGCGGGAAAGUCAACAAAGACAUUGAUAAGCUAUUCGGUGACUUGAGGGACAAGGCCCCAAUGGACACUGAUUCAGCCAUGUCAUCAAAGUCUGACAAGCCACUCACUAAAGCCAAGAAAGUUGUGACAGCAAAGGCUGUGAUGACAAAGAAAACUUCUGUAACAAAAGUCAAGACCCCACCUAAACGCCUACGGAGACCCAAAAGUAGUGCCAAUAAAUUCGCUGAUAAAAAUCUCCCAAAACUGCGACGCGAAAACGUUCCCGAAAACAAUUUCCUGAUGAGGCAACUAAAUUGGAGUCCCUGGAAAUUGGCAAUGUCUACAAACAAGAUCGACGGAGGAGCCUGCGUUUCAAGAAAAGCUGGUGGCUUCCGAGUUAAAGAAUUGUUUAGCGGCAAAACCAAAGUCCCUGCUAUCUAUGAGGUUGCUAUUCAGCCAAAGUACCGCUGCAGGAAGUAUGUGGUAUUCAGAAAAAUGUGUCGCCGAGGAUUUCGUAUUGAAAAAAGAUGGGAGCGAAACAUCUUUUCCGGACGCAACAUUCAGCAGCAACUGUCUAAGUGUCUGCAGAACAAUUGUAAAGUAUUCAUGAGAAGGCUGCUUCUUGACAAUGGCAAAGUCACGACAGCGGUGAGAAGAUACGUUACCAGAUACGACUAUGCCUGGAAGAAUGGACAGUCGAGUAUCACUGAGCAACGGGAAGUCACAAGGGCAGGUGUGCAGAUUUCCGUUUAAAUAAACAUUUGCGUACAUUAAACAUAAACUUUAAGUUGUAAAAACGGGUGUUUGUGAUGUAAAUACCCGUUUUGUUUUUCUUAUAUUAUGUUACGUGUGUUUGUAGUAACUUAAUAUAAUUGAUUCAUUUGCUCAUGCGAUAAGUUGAGACAGUGCAUUAUAUUGUAAAUAAUUGUAUAUAAAGUGUAUUAUUUAAUAUGUAUAAAUUAUUCGUAACUUUCGUUUCUACAUAACUCACUAUACAUACACCACACAUUGUAUUUUUUGUUAAAAAAAUAAUUGUUGUGACGUGAAAUAAAUAUAAAAGAUUGA